This is a messenger RNA of Mycosarcoma maydis (corn smut), 2169 nucleotides long. RefSeq lists its product as uncharacterized. The record is from RefSeq and is a predicted model, not a curated record. Gene Ontology annotation, cellular component: nucleus. The transcript has a single exon. NCBI's taxonomy places the organism in Eukaryota, Fungi, Basidiomycota, Ustilaginomycetes, Ustilaginales. Bases 1 to 2169 code for a protein of 722 amino acids. Gene Ontology annotation, biological process: mitotic recombination; double-strand break repair via homologous recombination; double-strand break repair via single-strand annealing.
AUGAACUCGGCUGCUGUACAUUCGUCCAAACUCAUCGCAGAGUUUGAAAACCAGCCGCAGCAACACUUGCUCCCACAGUACCCAUCCCAGCACCCAUUUGGUGCCUCCACACAUGGUCCUUUUGGUGGAGCAUCCGCAACCGACGACAACCGACAGCACAGUGACGACGCUUUUUCCGCACACAACGAGAUGGGCAACGGUGCUGAUUCCGAUGCGGCGAACGCAGCGCCGAACCCACACGAGCUCGCACAUCACUCUGCACCUGGUCCGUCCGCUAGCCACCAACCUCGCGCACUCACGCAGUACGACUAUCCAGGAGGAUGGGGUGCACAGACCUUUAACGGUCUCGGUGGGCUCACCCAGGACAGCGCAUCUCGCGUCGCCACUCUACAGGCCAAGCUCAACCAGAGGCUCGGUCCCGAAUACCUCUCACAACGACCCGGUCCAGGUGGCGGCAAAAAGUUGACCUACAUCGAGGGUUGGAAGCUCGUCGACCUGGCCAACGAAGUCUUUGGCUUCAAUGGCUGGUCCACCACCAUUGUACGUCUGGAUGUCGACUUUCUCGAUGGCUCGCCCGACGGUACUCGCUUCAAUGCUGGCGUCAGCUGCGUCGUGCGAGUCACUCUGCGUGACGGUGCUUUCCACGAGGACAUCGGCUACGGCAGCGCCGAAAAUGCUAGGCAGAAGCAUGCUGCACUCGAAAAGGGAAAGAAGGAGGCCGUCACCGACGCCACAAAACGAGCGCUCAAAAACUUUGGCAAGCUGCUCGGCAACUGCACCUACGAUCAUCAGUACUCGGCCAAUGCGCUCAAGGUGAGCAAUCCAACGCCCAAAUUCGAUGCUUCCGAGCUCCAUCGCAGGCCAGAACUACGACAUCCUCAACCAUCCGCCCCGACGCCGCCGCCGCCGCCAAAAUCAGCGCCCGUACAGCUACAACCAGCACAAGCCCAGCCGCCUCGGCCGCCACUUGCCCCGACCAAGCCAACAGACGCUCCAGCACCGCAGCAAGCUAGCUCCAGUUCAGUACAACCUGCGCUCACCGCUCCCGAUCCAUCGGCAAGCACCGUCAGACCGCCGGCACCACCUUUGCAAAGUGUCGGAGCGCCGCAACUUGCUGCGGCAACCACCACGCCAUUUGCAUCCAGCUCGACCACCGCACCUUUGAUCGUCAGUCACAAUGCUGCUUCGAAACCAGACAAGCAGAAUACCAACCAUGCAUUCAAGGAUGAGGUGGCAGAACGCCAACAGAGAUCCAUGCUCGCUCGACAAGCCUAUCUGCAACGUCAGCAGGCCGAAGCACGCAAAAUCCACACGCACGCGCCCGCGCCAGAAUCGCACCAGAUUGUCACGGUCGCUAUUGGAGCACAGAAUGCGGGAGCCGCAGCCGCAGCCGCAGCCGCAGCAGGCCAAGUCGAGUUUGGAUCUGAUUCCUUUGACGACAGCUUCAACGAAGUGCUCGCCGACUACGACGAGACGUCGAUGGGCGAUGCCGAAGCGGCCUCGCGAGCGCUCGAGAUGGAGAUUGAUGAAGCGCAUCGCCAGCUCUCUCCUGCCGAGCAUGAGGAUCUGGACGAUACCAGCAGUGUUUUGCAUUCCAACUACAACGCUGCUGAUGAUAGUGGAGUCGCGUUGUCCGACAGCUCCAACGCUGUGCAGGUUAAGCAGGAAAAGGUGAAAGCAAUCGAGAUGCGACGCUCAGCGAGCCCGGUCAAGCAAGUCAAGAUGGAAGCGGCCAAAGCGCCACGUCGAGCCGGAAGCGUGGGUCGAUUCGUCUCGCCGCCGCCGCUUCCUCGUCCGGCUUUCAAGACAAGUGCAAGCCUAGCUCCAGGCUCAGCAGGCUACGUGAGCGGCAACAACGUGAUGCGCAACGGUACCACUUCUUUGUCAGCUGCCUCCAUGGGGGUUGGUGCAUCGCGCAACGCGGGCGCACUGCCUUGUCGGCGCAUGCACUCUACCACGCUCCAAGGCAUGGGCGGUGUCGAGGGUGGAGCGGCCAACACUACAGCAGCACGACAGCCUACGCGCGAGCCUGUCGACGAUGCUCGUGUAGCAGAUGACACGCUGCGUGGAGUCAAGAGGUCCAGCGAAGCUGUCGAUUUCGAGACAAGCGUUUCGACCAGAUCGGCAAUGGCACCAACUUCAGCUGCCAACGCCUUUCGUCGCCUGUAA